UGUCGCGUGGGAUCGGGUCAGCACAGAAACUCUUGCCAAUUGUUGGAAAAACAUUUUAAGUUUAAUGGGAAACGAGGAGGACCCUGAAUAUAACAUUCCAUUAAGUAACCUGAAAGACAAAUGGAGUGCAGAAAUAAACUCUUUAAUGCGAAUGUCAGUUGAUCUCCUUCAGGACUUGAGUCCUCAGGUUGAGUUUACAUUGCCACUGGUUCGAGAGUGGAACGAUGACCCUUGUGUUGAUGAUACCACCGAAAUCCAUGAAAUUGAAGAAAGUGACGAUGAUGAUUGUAUUGCCGAAGACCCCAUAAAGAAAAUUGCCGCAAGUGAGGCAGUUGAAAUCUUUAACAAGGCAUUGCAAUGGGCUGGAGAUGCAAUGGUUGAUCAAAGCGACAUGAGUGUACUUAGACGCUUAAGGGAGAAAACAGUAUUUCAA
Bactrocera neohumeralis is the source of this 433-nucleotide messenger RNA. RefSeq lists its product as uncharacterized. The record is from RefSeq and is a predicted model, not a curated record. Lineage: Eukaryota; Metazoa; Arthropoda; Insecta; Diptera; Tephritidae. The transcript is spliced from 2 exons. The annotation marks the transcript as partial.